Molecule: messenger RNA, 1555 nt
Organism: Labrus mixtus (cuckoo wrasse)
Lineage: Eukaryota; Metazoa; Chordata; Actinopteri; Labriformes; Labridae
Product: cyclin-O protein A
Exons: 3
Coding region: 27-1076 (349 amino acids)
Biological process (GO): regulation of cyclin-dependent protein serine/threonine kinase activity; mitotic cell cycle phase transition
Cellular component (GO): cytoplasm; centrosome; nucleus
Molecular function (GO): cyclin-dependent protein serine/threonine kinase regulator activity
Source: RefSeq, a predicted model, not a curated record
ACAGGCUCCAGUGAAAGAUACCGGAGAUGGUGUCAUUUGAGGACGGUGAGAAUGUUUACAAACGGAGAAGGACGACCCCAACAGUAGUGCUCACACCGGUCCGGCGGCGCCACACUAGCCGGCACAGAAAGCAGAAACUAAUGGCAAAGAUGAGUGACUCCGGUUUCGAGGAAGAAUUGGAAUCCUCGCCGACUUCUUCCCCCGUUCGGAUAGACGUGUCGCCGCUCCGUUCAGACGAGCCUCCUGCAGGAGAGCUGUCCACCUGGUACCUGCAGUAUGGAGACGUCGGUUACAUGAUCCAGAGGGCCAGAGAGGAGAAGUUUCAUCCAUGCAAGAGCCUUGCACGCCAACCACAACUGACUGCAGAGGCUCGGUGUAAACUGGUCAGCUGGCUCAUCCCUGUACACAAACAUUUCCGUCUAUCUUUUGAAUGCUGCUGCCUGUCAGUGAACAUCAUGGAUCGGUUCCUGGCAUCCACACCGGUGGCUGCUGACUGCUUCCAGCUACUUGGGGUCACUGCACUCCUCCUGGCCAGUAAACAGGUGGAGAUGGGCUCACCACGGAUCUGCCAUCUCUUGUCUUUCUGCUGUGACGCUUUCACAAAAGAGCAGCUCUGCAACCUGGAGUGUGUCAUCCUCCUGCGUCUUAACUUCUGUCUCUCUGCACCCACCCUGGCCUUUUUCCUGGACUAUUUUACCAACUGCAUUGAUGCUGCCCAGCUUUCAUCUGCAGGCGGUGACAAGUUUUCAAGAACAACUCAGGACACUAAAAUACUCAGGCAGUGCAGCAACCUUGCACAAAAAGUGUGUGAGUUGAGUCUUGCAGACUACGCUUUCAACAAAUAUCCCCCAUCUCUGACUGCUUGCUGCGCACUGAGUCUGGCCAGUGAGUUACUGAAAACUGAACAAGGGCAUGUUGUGCUUGCAAACAUGCAGUCACAGGAAGACCAGUGGGGAAGUAUUAUGGAUGAACUAUGUACCCAAUCUACUACAGCAAAACACAAUCUGGCCCAGGAAUGCAAAGACAACCUAAGACUGUUGGUGUCAUUAAACCAAGAGGCAUUAGAUGUGGUGUAGCACAAUUGUGCCCCAAUUUAGAUGUAUCCAAAAUGCCAAAUCCCCCUCUUUUCUGUGUUACAUUCUAUGGGUUGAGUUAAUAAAUGAAUCCUGGUGUUUAUGCAAUUUUAACCUGAUGUAUACCUCAUAAACAAUCACUUGAUUGCGAUCACUGAAUGUUUUACAAUAAGGUAUAGAUGCUAUAUAUUUAUUAGUAGUUUACUGUUUACUAUAAUACUUUAUUUAUUUAUUCUGUUUAUUUUUGUCAUUUUGUCUGUUUAUUUUUGUCUCAAAGUCAUUAUUUACUUUAUAUGUUCUGACUUGCUGCAGGUUUAUGUCACUUUUUCAACUGAUCGUUUUAAUGAAGGACCCUGAAAAUGUGCUAUACUGAAUUGAUUUUUGUAUUGUGAAAUAAAUGAUCAUAAAAUAUUUUUGUGCUGGUGUUUGAAUGGGUGAUUAAAUGCGAAGACAAAAUUCAAACAUUUGUGAAGCUUUUUUGA